AUGGAUCAUCUAAAAUGGCCAUCGAAAUAUGUCACGUCUAGUUUAUCUGCAGCAACGACUUUGCAUAGUUUAUUUUGGACAACAGCUACCAACUAUCCUCAUAAUCUUGCGGUAGUUUAUGAUGACCUCGAUCAAAAAUGCUUUCUGUCUUAUCAACAGCUUGCAAACUUUUCUGAUCAAGUAGCAAAUGCGAUUGAAGACCUAUUUGAGCAUCAAACUGUAGAUGAGGUGAUCGGAUUGUACUCCAAGCAAGAUCUAGCCCUUUUGCCGGCACUGCUAGGCAUUUUGACUUCAUCUGCUGCGUACACACCGAUCGACCUCAGUUUACCUACAUGUGAUCAAGAUGACUGGCUGGAUAAGUUACAAAUUUCUACUGUUAUAGUUGAAGAAGAUUUAAUCCAGGACUUCAAACGCCUAAAAUGGACUGAAGAUGUUAGAACUAAGAAAAUUCAUGGCCCCAAUUCCAUUAAUUUGCUUUUAGUUAGGAGAAUGAGUCAUACUAAUCAAGAAAGAAAAAAUAAUUCCGAUAUAGUCUUUCUUGCUUCACCAUUAACUUUCGAUCCAUCUGUCGUUCAAAUCUUUAUUGCCUUGGCUACCGGAGCAGCAAUCCUUAUUGCACCUAAUGAGAUUAAAAUUCGCCCGAGACAACUAUGUAAAGUGCUAUUUCAUCGAAAUAAAAUAACCGUUUUUCAAGUAACACCAUCGAUGUUAUAUAACUUUGGAAAUGAUCUUAUAAAAUCGGAUAUUUUAAGCAAGUCCACUUCACUAAAAAUAUUAGCCAUAGGUGGUGAACCAUUUCCAGAAAUGAAAUUCUUAAGGAAUUGUUAUCAUCCGGCAUGCAAGGUGCAAAUAUUUAAUCUAUAUGGAAUAACUGAGGUUUCAAGUUGGGCAACUUAUUAUCGUGCUGAUCUAAUCUCAGAUGAUAAUAUACCACUCGGCUUACCAAUAACUGAUACUAUUUUAGAAAUUUAUGACGAUAACGGUCAUAAAAUUAGCCAAGGAAUGGGUGUGUUAUGGAUAGGUGGCAAGCGAAGGAUAUGCUAUAUUAAUGAUGAAAAUUUUAUUUGCGAUAAAACCAUGAGAUCAUCUGGCGAUUAUGUCAGAAAAGAUGAAAAUGGAUUUAUAUGGUACAUAGGUCGCCGUGAUUGUCAAAUUAAGCGACAAGGAAAGAGGAUAAAUUUAAAGUCCAUCAAAGAGGAAAUAUUGCGAAAGAUGCCUUCAGUUCUGAACUGCCAUUUAAUUGCAGAUGAAAACAAGCAAUGGUGUCGACUGGUAGCAUUUAUUACUACUUCUUUAGAUCGUUCAGACUAUGAUGAAUAUAGCAAGACAGUAAUUGAAAUUAGAAAAAAUUUAAAGGGCGUCCUAUCGACAAAUUCUAAUCCUGAUGAUGUACACGUAGUAGAGCAUCUACCAUUGACCAAUAAUGGCAAGAUCGAUGACAAAGCUCUUUUGCAAUAUCACCGCUUAAACUUUUAUGCCGAUUAUAAUCAAAGUCUCCUUCAAUAUAUUGACACUAUAUGGAAGAAAUGCACUAAUUUAGAUGAACAGAUCGAACCUAUUACUGCCGAUGAAGCAACAUUUUUAAGUAAUGGAUCCUCGAUUAAUGCUGUUAGACUUGUCAACCUUAUUGAAGAUUGGUUAGAAUCUAAGUACAGUGGUUUAAAGCUACCUAAACUUUUGGAUUUUAUCCUUCAUAAAAGUUUUAAAGAUGUGUAUAGAUACGUUAGUGGAGAGAUUGCAAACUUCAUUGAAUUGAACAACGAAAGCAUUGCAGCUAUUGAAGAUAGUAAACGAGAUAAACGACAACUGAUCGACAAUAACAGUGAUUUAGAAACUAGUAGCUCUAAGCGGAUUAAAUUUAUUCUUCCUUCGAUAAAUAAUCAAAUCAAUAAUAUGAUAAGAUAUGUUAAAAAAGGCAAUAUAAUGGAGGCAUUCGGCAAAUUCGUUUACAUCGGUAGCCAUUUCCAUAUUUUUGCUGCUAUAAAUAUGGAUUCGGGAGAAAUCCUAUGGGAGACAAUAUUGGGUGAUAGAAUUGAAUCAUCCGCCACGGUCUCUGUUUGUGGAAAAUAUGUUAUUGUAGGCUGUUAUGAUCAUCGAGUUUAUACGUUAGACAGAACUACUGGGGCUAUAGUAUGGCAAUUUGUCACUAAUGGACCCGUAAAAUCAUCUCCGUUGACGGAUCCAGAAACUGGUCUAAUUUGGAUUGGAUCUCAUGAUCACUAUGUUUAUGCCCUAAACAUUACAGGAAAGUGUGCUAGAUUUAGGAUUGAUUGCAAAGAUGGAUCUUGCUUUUCAUCACCUUGUCUUGGCACCUCACCACGCUUGCUCUACACGGCUACAUUAGCAGGAACUAUACUAGCAAUUGAUCCUGACAAUGGAAAUAUUUUUUGGCAGUUUCAUUGUUCUCGGGCAAUAUUCUCUUCUCCUUGCGUGAUUCCGGCCGGUAUUUGUGUGGGUUGUACUAACGGUACAAUUAUUGCUCUUGACAAUGAAGGAAGCGAAAAAACUUUUAAAUGGUUCUAUCGAUAG
Trichoplax adhaerens is the source of this 2529-nucleotide messenger RNA. RefSeq lists its product as uncharacterized. Gene Ontology annotation, molecular function: protein binding. The coding region runs from base 1 to 2529 and encodes 842 amino acids. Lineage: Eukaryota; Metazoa; Placozoa; Uniplacotomia; Trichoplacea; Trichoplacidae. The record is from RefSeq and is a predicted model, not a curated record. The transcript has 18 exons. Gene Ontology annotation, biological process: amino acid activation for nonribosomal peptide biosynthetic process.